Molecule: messenger RNA, 4110 nt
Organism: Anarrhichthys ocellatus (wolf-eel)
Lineage: Eukaryota; Metazoa; Chordata; Actinopteri; Perciformes; Anarhichadidae
Gene: ezrb
Product: ezrin b
Exons: 13
Coding region: 294-2048 (584 amino acids)
Cellular component (GO): cytoskeleton
Molecular function (GO): actin binding
Source: RefSeq, a predicted model, not a curated record
UAGGAAUACACACGAACAGAAGGGACUCUUAUUCUGAAGUUGACCGGGUAGCUUCCGGUGAUAUGUUGUCUCGCCACUGCCAGCUUGCUGGUUCUCUCGGUGAUUCAUCCUGAUGACUGUCGCCCGCAGGAGUGCCGAGCUGCUCUCACAGGUUUAAGUAACGCCGAAGUGGCUGAAACUCGUUUCUCUUCUUUCCCUCUUUGCAGGAGGACACACGGAGCUCAGGUCUCUUCCUUUGGAAACACGAUUUUAUUUAACAGCUCCUCGCACAGAGCAAGGAAAAGAACAGAAAAAUGCCUAAAGCGGUCAAUGUUCGCGUCACCACCAUGGAUGCUGAGCUGGAGUUUGCCAUCCAGCCCAGCACCACCGGCAAGCAGCUGUUUGACCAGGUGGUGAAAACCGUUGGCAUACGUGAAGUCUGGUACUUUGGACUUCAGUAUAUGGAUGGCAAAGGUUACUACACUUGGCUAAAACUGGACAAAAAGGUGUCGUCCCAGGACGUCAAGAAGGAGAACCCGCUGCAGUUCAAGUUUCGGGCCAAGUUCUUCCCUGAGGAUGUGUCUGAGGAGCUGAUCCAGGACAUCACCCAGAAGCUUUUCUUCCUGCAGGUGAAGGAGGGCAUCCUGAGCGACGAGGUUUACUGUCCACCAGAGACAGCCGUGCUGCUCGCCUCCUACUCUGUUCAGGCCAAGUUUGGAGACUACAACAAAGAAGUCCACCAGCCUGGAUACCUGCUGUCCGAACGCCUGCUGCCACACAGAGUUCAGGAGCAGCACAAGUUAUCCAGAGAGCAGUGGGAGGAGAGGAUUCAGGUGUGGCACGAGGAGCACCGUGGGAUGUUGAAGGAGGACGCUAUAAUGGAGUACCUGAAGAUCGGCCAAGACCUGGAAAUGUAUGGAGUUAACUACUUUGACAUCAAGAACAAGAAGGGAACAGAGCUGUGGCUGGGAGUGGACGCCCUGGGACUCAACAUUUAUGAGAAGGACGACAAAUUGACCCCAAAGAUUGGCUUCCCCUGGAGUGAGAUCAGAAACAUUUCCUUCAAUGAUAAGAAGUUCAUCAUCAAACCCAUUGACAAAAAAUCUCCGGACUUUGUGUUUUAUGCAGCAAGAUUGAGGAUAAAUAAGCGCAUCCUGCAGCUGUGCAUGGGCAACCACGAGCUGUACAUGCGUCGCCGCAAGCCAGACACGAUCGAGGUGCAGCAGAUGAAGGCCCAGGCCCGAGAGGAGAAGCAACAGAAACAGAUGGAGAAGGCCCAGCUGGAGAAAGAGAAGAAGAAGAGAGAGGUCAUCGAGAGAGAGAAGGACCAGAUGGAGCGGGAGAAGCAGGAUCUGAUGAUGAGGCUCUACCAGUUUGAGGAGAAGACCAAGAAGGCAGAGAAAGAUCUGCAGGACCAGGUCCAGAGAGCCAUGAUGCUGGAGCAGGAGCGACGGAGAGCCGAGGAGGAGGCAGCUCGUCUGGAGGCCGAGCGCCAGGCUGCUCUGCUGGCUAAAGAGGAGCUUGCCCGCCAUGCUGAGGACCAGCAGAAGGGUCAGGAGCAGCUGGCUGCAGAGCUGGCAGAGCACACCGCCAAGAUCAGCCUGCUGGAGGAGGCCAAGAGACGCAAGGAGGAGGAGGCCGAGUCAUGGCAGCUCAGGGCCAUGGAGGCCCAGGACGAUCUGAUAAAGACCAAGGAGGAGCUGCACAUGGUGAUGACGGCGCCCCCCCCGCCUCCACCUCCACCUCCCCCCAUGUACGAACCCCUGGACGACAACAGCGACAGCGAAGAGAACGCCAGCACAAACAGCGCCGAGCUGCAGACUGAAGGCAUCAAUGACCACCGCUACGAGGAGGAUCGCCUGACCGAGGCCGAGAAGAACGAGCGCGUCCAGAAACAGCUGAAGGCCCUGACCUCAGAGCUGGCUCAUGCACGUGAUGAAUCCAAGAAUACCCAGAAUGACCUUCUUCACAGUGAGAACGUCCGGGCCGGCCGAGACAAAUACAAGACCCUGCGACAGAUCAGGCAGGGCAACACCAAGCAGAGGAUCGAUGAGUUUGAGUCCUUAUAAAAAAAAAAAUUUAAAAAAAGCCCCUCACCCUUUCUGAAUGGUCACUACAUCUCGGCCGUCACACAUGGACACACACAAACGCGCUUAAACUCAUGUAUAACACACAUCAGUUGCAGACUAAACUGGAGCAGUAUAAGCAUCACUUACAGAGAGACACUCCUGUUUUGAGCGUGCAGAUCUUUACGGAUCCCUCGAAGAAAACUUAGUGCCAAAACCUUUCUCUUCUUAGUGUUUCAGAUCUUAUUUGUGUAUUUGAUUGUGUGUCAUUUGAUCAAAUUUAGACCAAAUCAUUAUUGUUUUUAUCCAGAGGUGUGAUGAAGUAGUGGGACUAGCCUAAUUUAAUUAUUAUUACAUGACGUGCACAUAUGAUAUGUAAUCAAAGCCUCGCUUCUUUUUGAUGUCUGUCAUUCGUCGUGUGGGAAGAAAAGGACAGUUUAUAGCGACCACUCAGAAAGGGGGAAAACAGUAUAAACAGGAAAAUGUUUGUUUUGUUUUUGUUUUACAUUUUUUUGAACACUUCCAUUUAUGUUUAAUAUUGCUAUACAGUAGUUUAAAAUCAUCCCUGGUUUGAUAUUUAUGCUGUAUAUGGGACAUUGAAAUGGGGUAUUUCAUCUUGGUUUGUAUACUUUUGCUAUCUACUAAUGAUAAUAAAAACAUUUAAUGUUUCAAAGAUUUUAUAUAUUCACCAAAAUGAUAGCUGUGUUAUGUUCUACAUGUUUUCCUUUAGAUCGCUAAAUUAAAGAGAUUAAACUGUAAAUUAUUAUUUUUUACUUUAGGAAAUAUCCAGCUGCAUGUCAUUAAAUCAGUUAAAAGGAGUUUGUUAUCAAUCUAGGUACUUUUGAUUAGCUUUUUUUUUUUUUUUUUUUUUUUUUUGCAAUGCAGUUCACAGCAUGCUGAGGAUUGUCUUUAUCCUCAAAAUCACUGUGUCGAGUGGGACACUUAGUUUUGAUAUAUUUUAUUUCUCUGUGUCAUGUCGCUGUUGAGUGAGAGAUGGGCAUGUGCUGUGUGCUUUUAGCCUUCUAAGUGGACUCUGGCUGUUCCUCUGCAGGAAUCAGUGCCAGACAGUUUGUUUUCACUACGUAGCCAAGGUGAUGUCACUAAAUAUAUGGAAGCCUUUAGUUCAGGGGUGUCCAACUCAUUUUAAUUCAUGGGCCACAUACAGCACACUUUGAUCUCCAGUGGGCUGGACCAGUAAAACCCUUGCAUAAUGUCCUACAAAUCACAAUAUCUCCAAAAUUCUUUUCUUUUGUUUUUGUGUAAAAAAGUAUGUUGUGAAAACGUCCCCUAUGUCCCUAUGAGUAAAAGACUGACUGCUGUUUCCUGAAAACUACCAACAAUUCAUAUAUCUUCUCUGUUCUCAGUUGUCCUGGCAAGUUCUUGUAUUGUUUGUGAAACAACACCAAGCACAAUGGCCUCCCAUUUACCUGUAUGAAGAAAUAGGAACUGUUCCAUUUUUCUUUGAAAACCCGACACUCUGUCUCUUUUUUUCCCCCCUUAGUUACAAAGACAUUUGUCACCCGGGGCUCCUGCAUGAACAGUAGCCUACGCUUGACAGUGUUGUUUCACAUAGUCAGUGCGUAAGCACGUGGGAUCUAUAAUAGGAUAUCCAGCGUAGGGCCUGCUACUCUCAUUAGGACAGUACGACCGCGGUGGACCAAUGGGAAUAGCAGUGCAUUUUAUUGUAAAUUGUGGAAAUUUCAGAGACAUAAUUUAUUUCACUUUCCAAAGUCUUACUGUGGGUCGGAUUGGACCCUUUGGAAGGCUGGUUCUGGCCCCCAUGCCGUAUGUUUGACACCCCUGCUUUAGUUCUUUUAGUGUUACGCCUAACGGGGGUUUUGAGGUUUGAACGUUGCAAAGAGCUUUUAUUUUGCAGCUUGGUCACAAUGGACUGACCCUGACAGUACCACACCAACAUCUCACUCUCCUCCCUCUGGACAUGGACUAGAGUAGCAUCUACUGACACUGUAAUGGAAGCACUCUGCUCUGCUGGCCUUUGUAUAGGAACAGGAUUUUAUAAUGAGGUGUUCAACAUAUUGGCAAUAAAGAAAAAUCUAUGAUUAUA